Necator americanus (New World hookworm) is the source of this 1032-nucleotide messenger RNA. RefSeq lists its product as uncharacterized. NCBI's taxonomy places the organism in Eukaryota, Metazoa, Nematoda, Chromadorea, Rhabditida, Ancylostomatidae. Bases 1 to 1032 code for a protein of 343 amino acids. The record is from RefSeq and is a predicted model, not a curated record. The transcript has 2 exons.
AUGGAAGCGGUCGUAGAAGCCUUGGACAACCAAGGCGUCCCCACUCAGUACAUAAAGGUACUUCGAGAGUUGUACAGUAACUUCACGACCGUUGUUGGAAUUUCGCCAUUGUACAAGAAUAUCAUCAUUGACGUGAAGAGGGGGGUCCGACAGGAUGAUACAAUCUCAACCAAAAUAUUCACAGCCACCCUCGACAACGCAAUGCGAAAGUUGGAAUGGCACGACAUGGGAGUGAAGGUCGACGGUCGGCAGCUACACCAUUUGCGCUUCGCUGAUGACAUCGUACUGAUAACACCUAGCAUCAGCCUAGCGGAACGAAUGCUGACCGAAUUCGACGAAACAUGUGGAUGCAUCGCUCUUCAGCUUAACCUACAAAAGACGAUGUUCAUGCGGAACGGAUGGGUCUCGAAUGCCCCAUUCACGCUUAACGAAACGGACAUAUCUGAAUGCACCAGCUACGUUUAUCUGGGUCGGGAAUUGAACAUGAUGAACGACGUGACCUCCGAGCAGGAGACGAGAAUGAGACGAGCGGCUUGGGGAGCGUACAAGAGCAUCGAGGAUGUAGUGAAGAAGACCAGAAACACCCGGCUCCGUGCUCACCUCUUCAACACCACCGUACUUCCUGCUUUGAUCUACGCUUCGGAAACCUGGGCAUUUCGCAAGCAGGAAGAAAACGCGGUUAGGGAUGGGAUUCGAAGUUCUCUCCUACGUCAACGAUCGAAGAUUAAAGACGCCGCUGCGUUUGCCAAGGAAAGUAAAAUAAGGUGGGACGAACACGUGAUGCGCUUUAACGACAACCGUUGGACCAGAGCCGUGAGCGACUGGGUUCCCCGCGAUAUUCAGCGCACUACAGGAAGACUGCCGACCCGAUGGUCAGAUUUCUUCACGAAAUCCUUCAAAGGAAAGUAUGAUGCUCUUCGUGUCCCACGCGAAAGGAGGAACCACUGGGUUACUCUGGCACGCGAUCGGGACAAAUGGAAGAAUUACUGGCGCCCCCUCGACCAGUUCGAAGAUCAACAGGAGUCAAGGUGA